AUGUUAGGAGGGUUUAUUUUGUUAAAGAUUUGCUUGUCACUGUGUUGCAGCAAAGUCACCGACAAUGCAAAGAAUUCCUUGGCCUCUCUGAAGAGAGAAAACCCUCGGCUUGAGCCAACGCUUGCCAUUAUUCAGGCACAUAAUGACCAGUUGAUUCACGAAGCAAACAAGAACUUUGCCAAAGAGAUCGGUCUACGUGUUAUUCACAUCUGUCUUCCUGAAGGCAGCACCAAAGAUGAGAUUGUCAGUGAAAUCUUGAGACUCAAUGAGGAUCCUAAUGUGCAGGGCCUUGCUCUUGACCUCCCAGAAAGCUUAUAUAGCAGUAAGGUAUUAAAUGCUGUGAAACCAGAGAAGGAUGUGGAUGGAUUAUCCAGUGUAAACCUAGGACGUUUGGUACAUGGUGAUGUUAGUGACUGUCUAGUUCCUCCUACAGUGUGUGCUGUGAUGGAGUUUCUUGAAGAUAUAGGUGGGAAGAAGGUGCUGCUGGUGGGAGUGCGUGGGGCAGAGGGUGCUGCCCUGCAGAGCGUGCUGCAACGCCAGGGAGCCGCCGUCCUCAGCUGCCACUGGAAAGCCCCACAGCUGCAGAGUGAGCUCCAUCACGCAGACGCGGUGGUGUUCGGCAGUACGAAACCUGACGACGUUCCUAUGAGCUGGAUAAAGCCUGGGGCCACCGUUAUCAACUGUGCUCAUGAUCCUCUGUCAGAGAAACCCAGCUAUGGUCAGCAGAACAACCCUGCUGCUGAAAAGAUUGUUGGUUCUCUUGCAGUAGCAAUGAGAAUGCAGAACAUGGUAAAAAACAUGGAGCGAUGGAUCCAGUCCCAGCAGUAUAGGAAGUGGAACCUCCACAGCUUGAAACUGCAACCCCUCUCCCCAGUGCCCAGUGAUAUUGAGAUUUCCCGAGCACAGAGUCCAAAAGCUGUUGAUGUACUUGCCAAGGAGAUAGGAUUGCUUACAGAUGAAAUUGAGAUCUAUGGCCAAACCAAAGCCAAAGUACGUUUGUCCCUGCUGGAAAGGUUAAAGGAUCAACCAGAUGGAAAAUAUGUUCUAGUUGCUGGAAUAACCCCUACACCCCUAGGAGAGGGGAAAAGCACAGUCACAGUUGGUCUCGUUCAGGCGCUUACUGCACACCUUAACAUUAAUUCCUUUGCUUGUCUAAGACAACCUUCUCAAGGACCUACUUUUGGAGUGAAAGGUGGAGCAGCUGGAGGUGGAUACGCUCAAGUGAUCCCCAUGGAGGAGUUCAAUCUUCAUUUGACUGGAGAUAUUCAUGCUAUAACUGCUGCAAAUAAUUUGCUGGCUGCUGCUAUUGAUGCUAGGAUCUUGCAUGAGAAUACUCAAACUGAUAAGUCUUUGUAUAAUAGGCUGGUUCCAGUAGUUAAUGGCGUGAGAGGAUUUUCUGCUAUUCAGCUUUCCCGUCUGAGAAGGCUGGGAAUACACAAGACUGAUCCUGAGACUUUAACAGAAGAGGAGAUCAGCAAAUUUGUGCGCCUUGAUAUUGACCCAUCAACCAUAACAUGGCAAAGAGUGGUGGAUACAAAUGACAGAUUCCUGCGCAAAAUAACGGUUGGGCAGGCAAACACAGAGAAAGGAUUUGUCCGUCAGGCUCAGUUUGAUAUUGCUGUUGCAAGUGAGAUUAUGGCCAUCUUGGCACUUACCACCAGCCUUCAAGAUAUGAAAGAAAGACUGGGGAGAAUGGUGGUGGCUAAUGACAAGAAAGGAGAACCAGUAACAGCAGAGGAUUUGGGAGUAACCGGUGCUUUGGCAGUUUUGAUGAAAGAUGCAAUUAAGCCCACGCUAAUGCAGACAUUAGAGGGAACACCAGUAUUUGUUCACGCUGGACCUUUUGCUAACAUUGCACAUGGAAAUUCUUCUGUUUUGGCAGAUAAAAUUGCUCUUAAAUUAGUUGGAGAGAAAGGAUUUGUAGUAACUGAAGCUGGCUUUGGUGCUGACAUUGGGAUGGAGAAAUUCUUCAACAUCAAAUGCAGAGCAUCUGGCUUGGUUCCCAGUGUGGUUGUACUUGUUGCUACAGUGAGGGCUUUGAAGAUGCAUGGAGGUGGGCCAAAUGUAACUGCUGGUGCACCCUUGAAGAAAGAAUACACAGAAGAGAACCUCCAGCUGGUAGCUGAUGGCUGCUGUAAUCUACAGAAACAGAUUCAAAUUACUCAGCUCUUUGGAGUUCCUGUUGUGGUUGCUCUAAAUGUCUUCAAAACUGACUCUCCAGCUGAGGUUGAUCUGGUGUGUAAGAUUGCAAAGGAGUCUGGAGCAUUUGAUGCCGUACCCUGCAAUCAUUGGUCAGCUGGUGGUAAAGGAGCAGUAAAAUUAGCUCAAGCUGUGGAAAAGGCAGCCAAUCAAAAAAACAGUUUCAAAUAUCUCUACAGCUUGGAGCUUCCUAUUGUUGAAAAAAUAAGGAUCAUUGCUCAGAAGGUGUAUGGAGCUCAGGAUAUCGAGUUGUCUCCUGUUGCGCAGUCUCAAGUUGAUCGUUACACCCGGCAGGGAUUUGGAAAUCUUCCCAUUUGUAUGGCAAAAACUCACCUAUCCCUCUCCCAUCAGCCUGAGAGGAAGGGUGUUCCCACUGGUUUCAUUUUGCCGAUUAGCGAUGUGCGAGCCAGCAUUGGAGCUGGAUUCAUCUACCCUCUGGUAGGAACGAUGAGCACCAUGCCAGGACUGCCCACAAGGCCGUGCUUCUAUGACAUUGACCUUGACCCCAUCACAGAGCAAGUGAAAGGAUUGUUUUGAGAAUGACAUCCAAAUUCAGAAGCCUGAAAAUUAAGAACUCCAACUUUUCCUGUUUCCUGCAAGUAGGACACAAAAAAUGAAUCUGAAAUAUUCCUGUUAUGUGUCUUUGGAGCAAUGUCAAGAUAGACCAAAGAGCAAAAGUUUACUCUUUCUUCAAACUAGUUUUUAUGAUGAAAUAUAGCUGUAAGGUUUAAA
Vidua macroura (Pin-tailed whydah) is the source of this 2931-nucleotide messenger RNA. RefSeq names its product methylenetetrahydrofolate dehydrogenase (NADP+ dependent) 1 like (gene MTHFD1L). Gene Ontology annotation, cellular component: cytosol; mitochondrion. The record is from RefSeq and is a predicted model, not a curated record. The transcript is spliced from 27 exons. Gene Ontology annotation, molecular function: methylenetetrahydrofolate dehydrogenase (NADP+) activity; ATP binding; formate-tetrahydrofolate ligase activity. Bases 1 to 2736 code for a protein of 911 amino acids. Gene Ontology annotation, biological process: tetrahydrofolate interconversion. Lineage: Eukaryota; Metazoa; Chordata; Aves; Passeriformes; Viduidae.